AUGGCGGACCAAAAGUCGACUCGUCGGAGGAGAUCUAGUAGCAUCCUCCAGGUCUACCAUGAGCCCCUCGAGACCCUAGAACAGAUUAGCGACCAGGCCGCGCUUCCCAACCUGAACGCCGACUGGGUGAAUGCCAAGGGUGCCUGGACGAUACACUUCGUUUUGAUUGCUUGCUUCAAGAUUUUUUAUGACAUCAUACCCGGCGUCUCACAAGAAACGUCGUGGACGCUCACGAAUAUCACAUAUAUGUUCGGGUCAUAUAUCAUGUUCCAUUACGUGCGUGGAGUGCCCUUCGAGUUCAACGGCGGUGCUUUCGACAACCUCAACAUGUGGGAGCAGAUCGACAACGGUGCGCAGUACACACCCACCAAGAAGUUCCUUCUGGGAGUGCCCAUCGCUCUCUUCCUCCUCAGCACCCACUAUACUCAUUACGACUUGGCGUACUUUAUCAUAAACUUCCUCGCCGUUCUGGCCGUCAUCAUUCCCAAGCUCCCCUUUAGCCAUCGGAUGCGAGUGGGCUUCUUCUCUGGUCUUCCAGAAGAGUGA
Messenger RNA from Scedosporium apiospermum, 546 nucleotides. RefSeq lists its product as uncharacterized. Gene Ontology annotation, biological process: negative regulation of ceramide biosynthetic process; ceramide metabolic process; intracellular sphingolipid homeostasis. The record is from RefSeq and is a predicted model, not a curated record. The transcript has 3 exons. NCBI's taxonomy places the organism in Eukaryota, Fungi, Ascomycota, Sordariomycetes, Microascales, Microascaceae. Gene Ontology annotation, cellular component: endoplasmic reticulum membrane. The coding region runs from base 1 to 546 and encodes 181 amino acids.